AUGUCGCUGUUGCCGGAUGAUAUUCUACCUGACAUUCUUUCUCGGUUGCCUGUUAAGAGUCUACUCCGUUUUAGGUGCGUAUCUAAAUCUUGGCUUGCCCUAAUCAGUUGCCCUGAUUUCGUUAAAUUGCAUCUGAGCCGAUCAGUUCAAAUCAAGAACAACCUUCGUCUUUUUCUGUGGGAAGACAAUUUUUAUCGUGUGGAUUUUGAUCCCGAUGAAGGCGUUCUUCAACCGGCUGUGGUCAAUAACCAUCCGUUGAAUAGUUGUCCUGUGAUGACUUUAAUUAUGGAAUUGUGCCAUGGGAAUUAUGAUUGUGGAAUUAUGUUGUACGGGUCUUGUGAUGGCUUACUCUGCAUGUCAGAUGCCAAUUCCAUUAACGAUUUCUUUAUUUGCAACCCAUCAACUAGAAAGUCUAAAAAAUUACCUUACGAAUCGGUUGAAUUACCAGAUAUAAAUAACAUUUUCUACGACUGUAUUUAUCGAUUUGGUUACGAUAACACCAACGAUGAUUACAAGGUUGUGAGACUUGCGUUUCGUCAAAAAACUUUUAGAGGAGACAUCGACGAAUAUGAGGUGAAGGUUUAUAGUUUGAAAUCAAAUUCGUGGCAUAGGCCAGAGAAGUUUUCUCAAUGUCCGAAGAUGGGGAGCUUUGGAGAUUCAAUAGCUGGUGGAGCUCUGCACUGGAUCUCAUAUGUGAAAACAGCUACACCAAAGAAAAGAUUGAUUGUUGCUUUUGAUCUUGGAACAGAGAAAUAUAGAGUAAUUCCACAACCAAAAUACGCUGGCCCUCAUUUCUUUUUAUAUUUGAAUAAUUUAGGUGGAUGUCUUUCAUUGAGUUGUCAGUACGAGUCAUCGGUUGUGGAAGUAUUUUUGCUGAAAGAAUAUGGUGGAGAAAAUGAACAUUGGUCGAAAUUGAUUACAAUAUCACCGACAAAUCCUUUUGUAAUUUUUUACACUGUGAAACCUAUUACUUAUUCAAAAUGUGGUAUGAAAGUACUCUUGAACAUUAAUUCGAGCCUUAUUUGGUAUAAUUUAGAACAGCAGUCAUUUGAGGAAGUUAGGGUUCGUGGUAUGGAAGAUAUAACUCAAGUACAAACUUGCCUUGAGAGUCUCGUCUCUGUCGAUUUUCCACCAGCUGAACAAUUACUUAUUAAAGGGGUUCAAGUUGGCGCUAUAGUUCCUACAAGAACAACCAAUAUCAAUAAUGAAGAUGUUAGUGAAUAUAUUACCAAUUCAAAAAGUGGUAAGAAAGUACUCUUGGAAGUUGAUUUUCAUCUUGUUUGGUAUAACUCAGAGCAAGAGUCAUUUGAGGAAAUUAGGGUUGAUGAUAUAGAUUGA
Impatiens glandulifera is the source of this 1338-nucleotide messenger RNA. Its product is annotated as F-box protein CPR1-like. The coding region runs from base 1 to 1338 and encodes 445 amino acids. NCBI's taxonomy places the organism in Eukaryota, Viridiplantae, Streptophyta, Magnoliopsida, Ericales, Balsaminaceae. The transcript is spliced from 3 exons. The record is from RefSeq and is a predicted model, not a curated record. Gene Ontology annotation, molecular function: protein binding.